Drosophila yakuba is the source of this 1352-nucleotide messenger RNA. Its product is annotated as retinoid-inducible serine carboxypeptidase. Gene Ontology annotation, biological process: proteolysis. The transcript is spliced from 2 exons. Bases 29 to 1306 code for a protein of 425 amino acids. NCBI's taxonomy places the organism in Eukaryota, Metazoa, Arthropoda, Insecta, Diptera, Drosophilidae. Gene Ontology annotation, molecular function: serine-type carboxypeptidase activity. The record is from RefSeq and is a predicted model, not a curated record.
CCAGUGAUUUUCUAUCUCAUCAUUGAGAAUGUGGUGCGGCUCCCUGUCGAUUGUGUGUCUCCUGCUCGGAAUUUCCGAGGCCCGCAAAGGAUUUGGGCCUGGCGAGCAGGACUGGGGUUACGUGGACGUCCGCGAUGGGGCCCACAUGUUCUACUGGCUAUACUACACCACUGCCAACGUGAGCAGUUAUACUGAUCGACCGCUGGUCCUAUGGCUCCAGGGCGGACCUGGUGGCUCCUCCACGACCCUAGGAAACUUCCAGGAACUAGGACCCGUGGACAAGAAUGGCGAGCCGAGAGAGGGGAACUGGGUACAGCAUGUCAACGUGCUGUUUAUUGACAAUCCCGUGGGAUCGGGGUUUAGCUAUGCGGAUAACACCAGUCUGCUGGUUAGCAACAAUUUAGAGCUUAUCGACGACCUCAUGAGCUUCAUGUUGCACUUCUAUAAGUUGCACAAAGAGUUCAAGACUGUCCCCCUCCACAUUUUCUCGGAGAGCUAUGGUGGUAAAAUGGCCCCCGCCCUGGCCAUCCGGCUUGAUGCAGCCAUGAAGGCCGGUGAGCUGGCGCAGCCCGGUACUCUCAAGUCAGUGACUAUCGGCAAUCCCUGGAUAUCAACUCGGCCCAUCAGCCGGGAGCACUCCAAGUAUAUGUUUGUUAAUGGUUUGAUCGAUGAGGAUGGCGUGGCACUUCUCGAUGCCCAGGAGGAACGAAUCUUAAGUGCGCUAAAGGAACACGAGUUUAAUAAGGCCACUGAUGAGUAUUUAAAGUGGUAUGCACUCAUGCAGCAGCUGACUGGAGAGAUCUACCUUUACAACACACAGACCCAUCUGGAUCCUUCAGAGGACAGAACCUACGGCUACGGAGAUGAUUUCAUCGACUUUAUAGUGGGAAAUGUGAGUGAGGCCCUGCAGAUCAACGGCACUGUUUUUGCUUCACAGGUUAUGGCAGUGUUAUCUAGCCUUCACGGAGAUCGCCUCAAAUCGGAAAUUAAUACGAUACCCCGCCUGCUGAACGAGACCUCCGUUAAGAUCAAUAUUUAUUCUGGCCAGUUGGACAUUUUAGUGCCCACCACAGCCACAUUGGCUCUGAUCAAGGACUGGGUAUGGAGUAACAAGUCGGAAUAUCUGCAGGCCAAUCGCACAGCCAUCACAAUUAAAGGCAUACUGCAGGGUUACGAAAAGGUCGGAGGAAACUUCGGCAUGUACUGGAUAAAUCGGUCGGGCCACAUGGCCCCCUUAGAUAAUCCUGUUGCCAUGCAGUACGUCCUCAAAUCCGUUACUCAGUAUGACAGCGACUACACCGAAUAAUUUAAUAAGUAACCUAACCCACAUCGAAUAAAACAUUUCAUCCAUA